GCUACUGAUGAAAACUUUGUUAUCACCACAACAAACAGGAAGGAAAUUACAGAAGACAACUUCAGCGAACUUGUUCAAGAUGGAGUUACAUUGUAUCUGCUACAGUCAGUUGAUCAAAUGCUGCUUUCAGCAACCAAAGAGCGAAUUGAUUUCCUGCCCCACUACGAUACACUUGUCAAAAGUGGGAUGUACGAGUAUUACGCCAGUGAAGGGCAAAAUCCUUUGCCAUUUGCCCUUGCUGAGUUGAUUGACAAUUCUCUAUCAGCUACAUGCCAAAAUACUGGUAUUCGGAGCAUACAGAUAAAAUUGUUGUUUGAUGACUCCCACGGAAAACCAGCUGUUGCUGUGAUUGAUAACGGAAGAGGAAUGACUUCUAAACAGCUUAAUAACUGGGCUGUAUAUAGACUGUCAAAGUUUACAAGACAAGGUGACUUCGAGAGUGAUCAUUCAGGAUAUGUACGCCCUUUGCCAGUACCUCGUAGUUUAAAUAGUGAUAUCUCAUAUUUUGGAGUUGGAGGCAAACAAGCAGUGUUCUUCGUUGGACAGUCUGCCAGAAUGAUAAGCAAACCUGCAGAUUCUCAGGAUGUUCAUGAACUUGUCCUUUCUAAAGAGGAUUUUGAAAAGAAGGAGAAAAACAAAGAAGCAAUAUAUAGUGGAUACAUUCGAAACAGGAAGCCAUCUGACUCUACUCACAUCACAAGUGAUGAUGAAAGAUUUCUUCAUAACCUAAUAUUAGAAGAAAGGGAUAAAGAGAGUUUCACAGCAGUUGUCAUUACAGGUGUACAACCAGAGCACAUGCAGUACUUGAAAAACUACUUUCAUCUUUGGACAAGGCAGCUGGCACAUAUCUAUCACUAUUAUAUCCAUGGACCAAAAGGAAAUGAAACUAAUGCUGUAACAAAAGAUGUAAGCCCUUUCAACAACAUUGACAUUCAGAUUUCAAUGUUCGAAAAAGGAAAAGUACCAAAGAUUGUCAAUCUUAGGGAGAUCAAAGAUGACAUGCAGACAUUGUAUAUAAAUACUGCAGCAGAUAGUUUUGAGUUUAAGGCACAUGUUGAAGGAGAAGGUAUAGUAGAAGGCAUCAUCCGAUAUCAUCCCUUCCUGUAUGAUAAAGAAACAUACCCCGAUGAUCCAUGUUUUCCAUCAAAAUUAAAUGAUGACGACGAUGAUGAUGACGACUGCUUUAUAGUAGAAAAGGGUGCCAGAGGCAAAAGGCCUAUUUUUGAAUGUUUUUGGAAUGGAAGAUUAAUACCAUACACAACUGUGGAAGAUUUUGACUGGUGUGCUCCUCCAAAGAAGAGAGGAUUGGCACCAGUUGAAUGCUACAACAGAAUUUCUGGUGCGUUAUUUACCAACGAUAAGUUUCAGGUCAGCACAAACAAACUCACUUUCAUGGAUCUGGAGCUGAAGCUAAAAGAUAAGAAUACUUUGUUUACGAGAAUCUUCAAUGGACAGGAGCAGCGAAUGAAAAUUGACAGAGAAUUUGCUUUGUGGCUCAAAGACUGUCAUGAAAAAUACGACAAACAGAUAAAAUUCACAGUCUUUAAAGGAGUAACUACACGUACUGAUUUACCAUCCAAAAGAAUGCAGAGCCCUUGGACAAUGUAUGCUGCAAUAGAGUGGGAUGGGAAAACAUACAAAACUGGACAGCUGGUGAAAACUGUUAAGACUCUUCCAAUAUUCUAUGGAAGCAUUGAGAAGUUUUUUUUGUAUGGAGACCAUGAUGGGGAUAUAUAUGCCACUGGAGGAGAGGUUCAAAUUGCUUUGGAACCUCAGGCAUUGUAUGCUGAAAUGAAAACUGUUCCAAUCUCAAAACUUGACAGAACAGUGUCUGACAAAGCUGUUAAAAAAUAUAUAGAGGAUGAAAUGGCAAGACUUCCUGAUAAAUUAUCAGUAACAUGGCCUGAAGGAGAUGAGUUAUUACCAAAUGAAACAAGAUUUGCUGGUACACCAAUAGGAGCAUUAAGAAUAGUAAUUUUGAAUAAAAAAGGAGAAGCAAUGCAAAAACUUCCAGGUACAAGCCACGGAGGUUCGAAGAAACUUCUUGUUGAACUCAAGGUUAUUUUACAUUCACCUACUGGGAAUAAAGAAAUAAUUUCCCAUAUCAGUCAGCAUGGAGGAAAAUGGCCGUACUGGUUUAAAAAAAUGGAAAAUCUUCAGAAACUUGGGAACUACACCUUGAAACUGCAAGUAGUAUUGAAUGAAAGUAAUGCAGACACUUAUGCAGGAAGGCCUCUACCAUCUAAAAUAUUUAAAUUUACUAUUAUAG
This is a messenger RNA of Nipponia nippon (crested ibis), 2269 nucleotides long. NCBI's taxonomy places the organism in Eukaryota, Metazoa, Chordata, Aves, Pelecaniformes, Threskiornithidae. The record is from RefSeq and is a predicted model, not a curated record.